Molecule: messenger RNA, 1180 nt
Organism: Populus trichocarpa (black cottonwood)
Lineage: Eukaryota; Viridiplantae; Streptophyta; Magnoliopsida; Malpighiales; Salicaceae
Product: ferritin, chloroplastic
Exons: 8
Coding region: 75-824 (249 amino acids)
Biological process (GO): intracellular iron ion homeostasis; iron ion transport
Cellular component (GO): cytoplasm
Molecular function (GO): ferric iron binding; ferrous iron binding
Source: RefSeq, a predicted model, not a curated record
UCCUUCACCCUCUGCACACCCACAAAUCUCCAUUUACAUAGCAAAAGACGUCUCUUUUUUUCUCAUUCUAAGCUAUGGCUUCAACUUUUUCGAGAAGUGUUUCUGCCUUUUCUCUUGCAACAAAGCAAGGGGACGCUGCUAGUGGUGGGCAUGGCAUUUCUUCCUUGCCUUUGUUUUCCAGAAAGAAAAGGAACACUAGUCUUGUAGUUUCUUCUGCCAGUGGUACUCUUACUGGUCUAGUGUUCCAGCCAUUUGAAGAGGUGAAGAGAGAGGACUUUCUUGUUCCUAUUUCUAGUCAGGUUUCUCUUUCUCGUCAGUUCUAUGUGGAUGAGUGUGAAGCUGCCAUUAACGAGCAGAUCAAUGUGGAGUAUUCUGCUUCCUACGUGUACCAUGCCUUGUUUGCCUAUUUUGACAGGGAUAACAUUGCUCUCAAAGGCCUAUCCAAAUUCUUCAAGGAAUCAAGUGAAGAAGAAAGAGAACAUGCUGAGAAGUUCAUGAAGUAUCAGAAUAUACGAGGAGGGAAAGUAGUGCUCCACUCUAUACUGAAACCCGUUUCUGAAUUUGAGCAUGGUGACAAAGGAGAUGCAUUAUAUGCUAUGGAACUAGCAUUGUCUUUGGAGAAGUUGACAAAUGAAAAACUACUGAACUUGCACAAGGUGGCAGAUGAGAACAAUGAUCCACAAUUGCAAGAUUUCAUCGAUAGCGAGUUUUUGAAAGAGCAGGUUGAAUCCAUUAAGAAGAUAGCAGAAUAUGUCACUCAAUUGCGGAUGGUUGGAAAAGGCCAUGGAGUAUGGCACUUUGAUCAGAUGCUCCUCCAUGCAUGAGGCUCAUGCUGCAUGAUGUGAAAAUACAAUCUGCACCUGUUCUGGGUUCAAGUCUGUGCUAUCCUAGAUUUAGGAUAACUUCUCUAGGAGUUUUAAUGGAUUGAGGAUAAUAAAUUUUCAGUGUAGGAUGUAUAAUAGACAUUAAUGUAUAGUAAGAGAGGUAGCUGCUUUGCUUUCAAUAAACUGUGUGGCAACAUUACGAAAACAGAUUUGGACUCUUUUAUUUGGAGGUGAAAUGUAUAUGUAUUUUUAAGUAUGGAUAUUGCUUGAUGUUCCCUUUUGACUUCAGGCUUUUUGAGUGUAGAAUCACUUCAGUUGAUUGAUCUAUAAAUAUGGAGUCUGUUGAUCAAAUUAAA